Molecule: messenger RNA, 495 nt
Organism: Seminavis robusta
Lineage: Eukaryota; Bacillariophyta; Bacillariophyceae; Naviculales; Naviculaceae
Source: the annotation of a GenBank genome assembly
AUGAGCUCAUCGUCCUCAUCGUCACCCCAAGCAUUGGAUGCUGAAGUCCGUCGUCUUGUCGGUGUUUACGGUGCCUGGUGUGCUGGCACGGUGGAUCGCAAUCGGGAAGUGUUCGAGGCCCAGUUGGGUGAAUCCAUGUCAAAUGACUUUUACAUCAUCAUGCCAUGGGGAGAUGUGACGUCAAAAGAGGAUUUUAUAGCCUUUCUCAAGUUUGGGUACGGUCGACAAACGGGAAUGGAAGUGACAGUGGAGGAUUUCAAGAUCCUCCAAGAGUUUGAAACCAAGGACCACACAACGUUGACACUUGUGUCGUAUCGGGAAAUGCAGACGGAACCCAAAAAGUCAGAUGUCAUCCGCCAAACCACUGCCUUGAUGGAGACUGUUCAAGAUGGAUCAAUUCAAUGGAGGCAUAUUCAUUUAUCAUGGACACAACCACCACAAGAAGAAGGAGGGGCUCCAGCUUCCGGUGGAAAACAUGUCAGGGCGAGCUUUUAA